UCGAGUUAUCGAUAGCUCAGAUUAUAUUUACUUUUAUAGCUUCGUAGAUUUCAGCAGGAUUUCAGGCGAGGGCUUGUGCACUAAACACGCAGCCAGAAACCCCAGAGAAAUGAGUCAGGAUCAGCUCAAAGUCGAAGAUGUGUCCACCGUCCGCAUCCUAAUGUUGGGCGAUAAAGGAGUGGGCAAGACGAGCGUGACCAAUUUGAUGGCCAGUACCCCUGAUACGCCCACGUUCGCAUCCAGAUCCGUGGGCCAGCGCUAUUGGAACAUCCAGGUGCGGCUGCACGAGUAUCCCAACAGCGUGGACAUGCCGCCCACACCCACAUGGACAUCGCCCUCCUCGUCGGAUCGGUCGGAUAAGUACUCGUUUCCCCGGAACACACCGGCCCGAUCCGAGAUCCUGUAUUUCGUAGAAUUCAUUGAUAUGAACAGCCAUUGUCGCAUGGAGCGCGAGCAGCGUAAGCAUAUGUUCAAGAAUAUCGAUGGCAUUGUCCUCGUGUACAAUCUGCAGAAUCUGCGCUCGCAGGAUAACCUGCACGACUGGCUCUACGAGCCGCUGCGUGAGAUCUGCAAGCAUCGCCACGGGCGUCCACGUUCGAUCCUAAGGAGCCAGCAUGUCCCCAUUCUGGUGGUGGGCACCCGGCUGGACAUGUUGAAUCGCCGCCCAUUGCGUCGUUCGGUCAUUGCCCACCAGCUAAACGCAGAGGAGAUCCUACUGAACAGUCAAGAUCCCGAGGCCUUCGCGGACAAGAGCCGCAAUCAGGGCAAGCUGUCCGGCUUCCUUAAUCGCGUUGUCGAGUUCAAGGAGCGUUAUCCACUCUCGCGCUCUCGUGAUUUCUGAAUCGAAUUACAAUAUGUAUAUAUUUUUGAA
This is a messenger RNA of Drosophila serrata, 871 nucleotides long. RefSeq names its product rab-like protein 3. Lineage: Eukaryota; Metazoa; Arthropoda; Insecta; Diptera; Drosophilidae. The record is from RefSeq and is a predicted model, not a curated record.